AAAUAAUAAUUAAAACCAUAAACAAAUGUAAUAAACAACAAUAUAAAAAACUUAUAAAUAAUAUUUAAAAAACAAAAAAGCCAAUUUAUAGAAUUAAUUAAAAAAAAAUCACAAAACCCAUAAAAUAAACAAAUAACCAAAAAUGAAUCCUAAGUGAAUUGAUUAAUUUUAAUUAACAUUAUCAACUUAAGCUUAUUUUUAUUUAAUUCCAUUAUUAUCUUCAAAUUUGUAAACUUCAUAAAUUUUUGUUUAGAAAUUUUAAGUAAUUUUUUCAAUUUAUUAUUAUUAUUGAUUUAAAUUUCUCAACAAUUGAUUCGCCCUAAUCUACAUUUUAACUUAAAAAGUGGCAUUUUCAGAAGGCUCUAUCAUAUCUAUACUAAGAAUAGUAUUCCCUGGACUUUAUUUAAUCACCUAGGUUAAAUAAGUGAAAUCUAAGACAGCCGAAUCAUCUUUGUAAGUGACUUUAGAAAGAUCCAAAUAUUUUGUAUAUGAAUUAUCCUUAAGCCAAAUAUUAACAAUUAAUUUUUCUCCAACGAUGAAUAUAUUAUCAUUUCUUGUCGCUGAGCAGGUUUAAUCAGAGCAUAUCUUUUUAUCAGUAUCUAAAUCUACUAUGACAAUACAUUCAUGUCCAUUACAUUUUUCAGUGAUUUAUUAAUCUAUAUCAAUCAUAAAAGUCUACACAGUAUUCCUAUUAGUGAAUACUAUAAUAUUAAAUUUAUGCAUUCUGACAACUUUUCUACUAUGACCUAAUUCAAUUGCUAAAUUAAUCACUUAGUAUAUUUAUUCUCCUAGAAUUUUAUUAACUGCUGAAAGAUUAAAAAUAUCCAUUAAUGUGAUAUUUACAAUUGUCUAGAACUUAGAUACAAUUUUAAAAUAUUUAUCCUCCAGAGGUGUAUAGGUUUCUUGUCCAGGUAAUUAAAUAAGUAGACUGGAUCUGAAUUAUUAAUAACAUUCAGGGUCGACUGAAGAACGUCUGAAAUCAAAAUUUAGGUUUGAUUGGAUGUAAUUUAUAUCGUUUAUAUUUUAAAGAUUGCAAUCUGAAUAUACUACGACGUCUUUAAUAUAAUUGUAAAUUUCCCAUUCACACUUGUUGUAUGGUUUAGAGUCUUAGUCGAGUAAUUUUACACAUAAGAGAGGGUUUUAUUUAUCAUAAUCAUAUCCUUCCUUACAUAUACAGAUUCUUCCAUAGAGUAUUUCGGCAUUUAUAUCUUUACAUUAAACACAAAUAUUCGAGAAAGGAUUACAAUUGCAUGUUUAAUGGCAUAAUUUGUCCUUUUAAACAAUUAGAUCUGAAGGAAUUUAUAAUGAAGAAGUACAUAUGUCGAAACAAUUAGUUUAAUAAGAAGAAGAAACGUUAAUUUAAUAAGAGUUUUCGCAUGUACAUUAACAGUUUUUUUAAUUGCUGUCACAUGUAGGGGUUAUUAUGGGUUUAGCAGGAGGAUUUUUCACUGAACAGAUAUUCGAACAGAUUUAAUUUUCCUAAAUUUCGAAGUAAUUCUAACCACAUUUACAGUAGUAAUUAUGCACUAAAUAAAUAUUAUUAAUACAGCAUUCUGGUAUAUUUUAUACUCCAGUAAUGUUUUAAGGAACCUUGUCUCCUGGGCAUUAGCAAAAAGCCUAAGUUUAAUCAAUAUAGCCAAUAUUUAAGUCUAAAUAUGAUUAUAUUUGUAAGUUUUAGGGGCAUAUAGGAUAACAAUUAGUAUCUUUUUCCACUUUAGUGAGUAUAUUAUUGCAUCUACAUUAAUAAGUUUGAUUAUUAUCAGAAGAUGUAGGAGGUAUAUAAGGAGAUUUAGGUGGUUGGGUUAUAGAACAAAAAUUAGAACAGAAUGUAUUUUCGGGCACUUGAGAAUAUUAAUCGUCACAGUUACAAAAAUAUUUAUUUUCUUGAAAUGUUAUAUUGUUACAACAUUACGGAAUUUCUAUUUGGUUUGUUAUAUCUAUUUUUUCGUUGCCGCAUUG
Ichthyophthirius multifiliis is the source of this 1959-nucleotide messenger RNA. RefSeq lists its product as hypothetical. The transcript has a single exon. Lineage: Eukaryota; Ciliophora; Oligohymenophorea; Hymenostomatida. The record is from RefSeq and is a predicted model, not a curated record.